AUGCAGCUCCGCCGUGUCGUCGUCGCGCUGGCCCUCGCGGCCGGCGCCGCCUUCACGCUGCCGACGCGCCGCCACGCGAUGCAGCCUCUCCGCGCGGCAGAUGAAAUUUGUGGAGAGUGCGACCCGAUGAGCCCGUUCUCGGACGGCUGCCGGCCCUGCGCCGACGGGCGGUCCGUGUUUGUGGGCGACACGAAGGUCACGUCGAAGACGCUGCGAGACAUUGACGUCGUGUCGGCCAACGGAAAUCGCGUGCGGUUAGACGACCUGAUGGGGAGGAAAGCGUCCGUCGUGGUCUUCCUCCGCCACCUGGGAUGACCCUACUGCUGGGACUACGCGAACGCGUGGAGCAGCCCAGCUUAUUUGCGGAGUUUAGAUAGGGCGGGCGUCGCGGGCCCGGUGUUCAUCUCCGUCGCGCCGCGCGAGACCGCGGCCGAGAAGAUGAACAAAUUUCUGGACAUUAAUCCGAUGGUGCCGCGGGAACGGUUGUUCGUGGACGACUCGCCGACCUUCGCGGCCUACGCUUCCGCGGGUUUCAAGAACAUUGGAGAGGACCAGAAGACGUCCUUGGCGGAUGCCACGAAGCUCACGGCCCCUCGCUUGUCUGCAGGAGCCUGGUGGCGCUACCUCACGAACGUGGCCUCGCUCUCCCCGGUGCCCGACGGUUUGAAAUUCGGCGAGGUGCCCGAGGGCGUGCUACGGCUGGGCGGGACUUUUGUGGUUGAUGAUGAUACGGUCCGCUUCGCGCAUGCGGAUAAGUUCCCCGGCGACCACCCGGCCAUCGCGGACGUGCUGCGGGCGGCGGGCAUCUCGCUCGUCGACGCGGAGGGCGUCGCGGUCUAG
Molecule: messenger RNA, 840 nt
Organism: Pelagomonas calceolata
Lineage: Eukaryota; Pelagophyceae; Pelagomonadales; Pelagomonadaceae
Source: the annotation of a GenBank genome assembly